Olea europaea var. sylvestris is the source of this 870-nucleotide messenger RNA. RefSeq lists its product as uncharacterized. Bases 1 to 870 code for a protein of 289 amino acids. Lineage: Eukaryota; Viridiplantae; Streptophyta; Magnoliopsida; Lamiales; Oleaceae. The record is from RefSeq and is a predicted model, not a curated record. The transcript is spliced from 4 exons.
AUGGCAGCACCUCCCAAUAUGAACAUAAAUCCAAUGGUAGACUUUGAGUCUUUUAUAUCAAAUAUCCAAUUAGUAUCACUCUCCUGGAUUACUCAUGUAUUUACUCGGCUUACUGACUAUGUAGGCUAUGCUGGUCUUAUACAACUCAUCAACUCCACUGUUGCACAGCUUGUGUUUACUUCCAGCCCCUAUGAUUCUGCUCUUUUUACCCGUCACAUUGAUAGUGGCAUCACUAUUCUAUUAUUUUAUAUUGACGAUAUGAUCAUUACUGGUAAUGAUAAUUCUUGUAUUCAUGAGCUUAACUACUUCAUCGGCUUAGAAGUGUCCCCUACAUCUAAUGGCUACUCUAUGACACAAGCCAAAUAUGCUUCUAAUCUUCUCACCCGUGUUGGUCUCACACAUUGUAAGAUAGCUGAUAGUCUGCUGGAGCCCAACAUCAAACUUCGACCUACUGAUGGAGAGCUCCUUCCUGAUGCCACUCGUUACCGACAGCUUGUUGGGAGCUUGAUUUAUCUCACUAUCACUAGACCAAACAAUUCCUAUGCAGUGCAUCUUGUUAGCCAAUUUAUGUCAGCUCUUCAUUCCAUUCACCAUGUAGCUCUUCUUUGCAUCUUACACUGUGUGAAGGGAACAUUAUUUCAUGGGCUUCACUUUUCCUCUCACUCAUCCUUGACGUUGAAGGUUUAUUCUAAUGCUGAUUGGGCAGGGGACCCUACUGAUUGCCAAUCUACCAUUGAUUUUCUUUUUCUACUUGGCGGCUCCCUUAUCUCUUGGCGGAGCAAAAAGCAUACUGUUGUUGCUCGCUCUAGCACUGAGGCUGAGUAUGGAGCCCUUGCUUACACUAUUUCUGAACUUCUUUGGCUUCGUUAG